AUGAUAAACUGCACAGUUACAGAAUACACUCAGCCGAAGUAUAUUUCAAACUGUUUCGCCAAUUUUGAGUUAGCCGGAUUCGAAUUUAACGAAAAUCCGGAAAUUUCGCUUGAUCCAAUCAUAAAUUACCAUGAUUAUGAGUUUGUACCGCAAAACUAUUCAUAUGUUAACGAACAUAAAGAAGAGCCUCUUACUUUUCCAGGUUUUUACCAUAAUAUUUUAAUUAAAAACUGUGAAUUCACCGAAACGACUGAUAUUUACCUUAUUGCUGCUAGCUGCUCUAAUAUUAAAUUACUCGAGAUCGAAAACUGCAAGUUUUACAAUAUUGCGUCACUUGGAUAUUUUAUGAUUUUUGUUCCUGUUGGUUCUGAACAAUAUUCGGACUACAUCAACAUUUCUAUUAGUGAUAUAUGUAUUUCCAACUGUUUGUACUACAAACUUUUCAACAUUGAAAAAUCUGAUAAUUUUGAUAUGGAAAGUGCGACGAUUACGAGAUGUGCAUCUCAAUUAACUGAUUUGGUAUCAUCUAUAUUUUCUAUAAAUACCAUGAAAAGUCAAUUUAUUACUGGUAUAAAUUUAUCCAAUUCAUUUAUUCUUGCAUUUAGUUCCCAUGUCAUUGAUACAAAUAAUUCAACUUAUUCCUAUUCUAAUUAUUUCAAUUUGUCAUCAGUUGAAUUUUUCCAAUCCGAAUUUCAUGUUGAAUACUACUGUAACUUCGUGGGAAUAAUGCUACAAAAUAUGAACCAUGCUAAAAACACAACUUUGGCUUAUUGUGUCAUUGUCGAUUCAGAUCAUAACUUAACAAGAUUACUUGCGCUUCAAGAGUGCCAAGAAUACAAUUCCUCUGACAAAAAGGUAAAAUUGAUCAAAAAUGAUGGCCAAUUUGGAAAUUAUUGUAAAAAUAAAAUGUCGGCAGGAGCAAUUACGGCCAUUGUUCUUGGUUUCGUGAUAGCUUUAAUGCUUUUGGUUACUGUGUUGCUUCUUUUCAUCAUCAGAAGAAUUAAUAGAAGUAAUAACGCUCUUAAGAAUAGAAUUGAUCUUGGUGCAUCAAUAGUUAGUGAUUUUGGAUGA
Molecule: messenger RNA, 1071 nt
Organism: Trichomonas vaginalis G3
Lineage: Eukaryota; Parabasalia; Trichomonadida; Trichomonadidae
Exons: 1
Coding region: 1-1071 (356 amino acids)
Source: RefSeq, a predicted model, not a curated record